Spinacia oleracea (spinach) is the source of this 2082-nucleotide messenger RNA. RefSeq names its product patellin-3. The coding region runs from base 278 to 1966 and encodes 562 amino acids. The record is from RefSeq and is a predicted model, not a curated record. The transcript is spliced from 4 exons. NCBI's taxonomy places the organism in Eukaryota, Viridiplantae, Streptophyta, Magnoliopsida, Caryophyllales, Amaranthaceae. Gene Ontology annotation, molecular function: lipid binding.
AGCAUGACAGAUUGUAAUUAGCAGAAAGAAAUGGCGUGAUAGUAUGAUUUAAGACCCUACCAAAAAUACACAUAAUCGUGGCUGUCUGAAACCUUUAAAACAUUUGACAGACUGUUUGUAUGAUUUGAUGAGGUUAAUUUAUCCAAAUCAACACACACAACUCACCCCACUUCCCACAUUAUUCAUCAUUCCAACCCCAUUUCUUCCCUCUUUUUAAGCUCCCCUCUUUCCCACUUCUCCCUCCAUCAAUCCACUUUUCUCUCUAAUCAAAACUAACAUGGCUGAAGAAACACUAGUAAACCAUGCAGUUGCAGUUGUAACAGAUGUUGCAGAAGAAGCAGUAGUUGCGGCGAAUGAAGAUGUUUCGGCCAAGGAGGAAGAGGAGGCAGAUGCUGAAACAAAAGCUGUCAUUGAAGAUGUUUCCGCCAAGGAGGAGGAGGAGGAGGAGGUGAGUAGUGAUGUAAAGCUUUCUACUGUUGUUGUUGUUGAGAAUAAUGUUAGUGAUGAAAUUACUAGUGAUGAAGAUAAUGAUUUGUACCCUGAAAAUGAAAAGAAGGCGUUGGUUGAUCUUAAGGAGCUAAUCCGAAAUGCUCUUAAGAAUCAUGAGUUUAUAGCUCCUCUAGACUGUUGUCUGCGUCAACCACGAGUUGAGGAGGGUCCAACUAAGACAGAUGAUAAUGGUGAAGCUGAGACAAUAGUUGUAGAAGAAGAGAAAGAAAAAGAAGAGAAGAAUGAGGUGGCUACCAAUGACAGGCCGAAAGAGCCUGUGAUGGUAUGUGUAAAUGAGGAUGGGACCAAGACUGUGGAAGCCAUUGAGGAGACCAUAGUGUCAGUGGUUUCCGAAGAGCCACAUGAUGAGUCUUCUGCUGCUAGCGUUGAGCAAGAGGUGAAGACCACGACAGAGGCAAUAAAAGAAGUUGGUGCAACUUCUUUAUUGCCUCCAGAGGAGGUGUCCAUAUGGGGUGUACCACUCCUCAAGGACGAGAGGACGGACACCAUCCUCUGGAAGUUCCUGCGUGCCAGAGACUUCAAAGUGAAUGAAGCUUUCGCAAUGAUUAAAUCAACCAUCAAGUGGAGGAAGGAGUUUAAGAUCGACGAGCUGCUCGAUGAAGACUUGGGAGAUGACCUGGAGAAGAUGGUUUUCAUGCAUGGAUUCAGCAAACAAGGUCAUCCUGUAUGUUACAAUGUUUAUGGUGCUUUUGAAAACAAGGAAUUGUAUCAGAAAACAUUCGCUGAUGAAGAUAAAAGGCACAAGUUUCUCAAAUCGAGGAUUCACUUUUUGGAGAAAAGUAUCAGAAACUUGGAUUUUAGUCCUCGUGGUAUUUCUACUAUGGUUCAAGUUAAUGAUCUUAACAAUUCACCUGGACCUGGGAAAUGGGAGCUUAGGCAAGCUACCAAACAAGCCCUUCAAUUGCUUCAGGAUAACUACCCUGAAUUUGUUGCCAAACAGGUGUUUAUCAAUGUACCAUGGUGGUAUGUGGCAGUCAACAAGAUGAUAACUCCCUUUUUGACCCAGAGGACUAAAAGCAAGUUUGUAGUUGCUGGACCUUCCAAAUCUUCAAAAACUCUUUUCAGCUACGUAGCUCCAGAGCAAGUACCAGUUCAAUAUGGUGGUUUUAGUAAAGAAGGAGAAUUUGGAACCAAAGAUGGUGCAACACAGAUAAUUGUCAAGCCAGCAUGCAAGGAAACUGUGGAAUUUGCUGUUACUGAGGCAUGCCAUCUAGCAUGGGAAGUGAGAGUGCUUGGAUGGGAAGUGAGUUAUGGUGCUGAAUUUGUGCCAAAUGCUAAAGAUGGUUACACUGUCAUUAUUCAAAAAAUGAGGAAGGUGGGACCCACUGAAGAAACCAUUAUUAGCAACAGCUUCAAGACUAGUGAGCCUGGCAAAAUUGUUUUCACAAUUCAUAAUUCUUCCUCUAAGAAGAAAAGACUUCUUUAUCGCCUCAAAACCAACCCAUCCUUUGAUUAAGAACAACCUUAAGUGUUUUUUUUUUGAUUAAUUUUAAGGAAUGUCUUCUUAAUUAUUCAUGUAGUUAUGUUUUUAUCAUGAUUAUUGUUAAUAAUAUUAUUUUUGGUUGUGGUCUA